Molecule: messenger RNA, 2359 nt
Organism: Argentina anserina (silverweed cinquefoil)
Lineage: Eukaryota; Viridiplantae; Streptophyta; Magnoliopsida; Rosales; Rosaceae
Exons: 3
Coding region: 204-2084 (626 amino acids)
Source: RefSeq, a predicted model, not a curated record
AGCGGGUAGACGAGGAAGACAGAAAUUUUGGGUCAAAAGCCUGAAACACAAAAAAACACACCAUUCUAUCUUUUGUUUGUGUCGCAGAAUUCGUACCUCUACAGAAUCCCGAUUGCAUCCCCGCGAGGAGACCCCAUUUGUUUCUGUUUCUCGUUGUAUUCCUUAAUCUUGUUCAUCGUUUUCUAGUUUGAUUGUUGCAGGUGAUGGCCAAGUCCUCUUCUUCCCAUCGCAAGAAACGCGACAAGAUUUCAUCCAAGGCUCGAACAAAGAAGAAGAGCAAGACUAGGAGUAAGACCAAGAGUGAGAAAUAUAGAUCCAAGAAGGUUCGCCGUCGUGAUGAUUCUAUUUCUUAUUCAGAUGAGGAUGAUACCCGAAGCUUGAGUUCGGAUUCGUCGUUUAGCUCUGAGGAUAGACAGAAGGGUAGGAGGGGGCGAUCAAGCACUCGGAGGGAUGUGAAGGGUAGUAAGAAGAGGGGUCGAAAGAGGUCUUAUAGCAGUGAUAGCCGUGAGGGGUCUGUUCGUCCGCGUGUGAAGAGGAGGAAGGGGACGAAGAAGGGGAAGGAGUAUAAGGCGAAGAAGAGGAGCCGUUCGAGGGAGAAGCCUAGGAGAAAUGUUAAGACUAGUUCUGUGAGUAGUGGGUCUUGGAGCUGCUCGACUUGUCAGGGUGGGGGUAUUAGUGGUGAUGAGAUUGAAUCUAAUAAGACGCACAGGGGCAGGUCUGAGAAACGAGUGAGAGAGGAAACCGAUAGAAACAAGGUUGAGAGUGGGACUGAGAGGAGUAGAUAUAUGUCUAGGAGUUGUUCUUUGCGUAGUCGUGAUAGCGAGAGUGAUCCUCAGAGUCUAGAAAGAGUGAGUGGUGAGCGCAAUGGGAGGAGAUUGAGAUCAGUUAUUGCUGUAACCGAAGAAGACUAUGAGGGGAGAUGGUUAGAUGGGGAUGGGCACAAAGAAGAGAUUACAUAUGAUCCUGAUGAUUACCCUUCCUGUAGAAGUAAUGACAGUAAUGAUGGAGGGAGCAAGAGGGAGUUGGAUAAUCAUUUACAUGUUCCAUCUGAGGUGAGAAUGAGGGUCGAGAGUGCAAAAGAGGAAAGUUCUCAUGUUUCCAAUGCUCAGAUCGUGCGUCUCCCAAGUAGUGGCAACCUUUUUGAGAGGAGAGAUGGUGAAGGGCAAAUGGAACGGAUUGAUUCUAGCUGUGAUGGAACCAGGAUUGCUGAUCAUGUUGAUGAAAAUAAGAUCACUGGGGAAAUUAGCAUUUUGAAAGAUAAUGAUCUGGAGACGGUCUUAAGACAGAAGGCUUUAGAAAAUUUAAAGAGAUUCAGAGGAAAGCCUCAAAGGAUUGCAGUAACUGGUAAUAAGGAAGAUGAGCAAAGGAUUGCAGUAACUGGUAAUAAGGAAUAUGAGAAGCAACCUUCUGGUGUAAAGGCUGAAUUGGUUCAAAUGGAUUCCUUUAAGGUGGGUGGGGCUGGGGUGGUGGUUGUUAAGCCCUUCAAGGAGGAUACUUCUAUAAAUGAGCACUCAUUAGUAGAAGAGACCAAUGGGUCUCCGGUCAGUGAUUCCAUUUGUUCAUCUGAAAUAUCUGAAAAGGAAGCGGUUAAGAAGAAUGGUAGAAAUGAAACCGUCUCUGCCAAGCAAGAUGUUGCCCAUCCAACACAUCAAGACGCUAUUGCUGGUAGUUCCAGAUCAACUGCUGUUGUAGAUAAAUCAAACUUGGCUGCACCAAAAUCAAUGUCUCGUUCACUAAAACCAAACUCAAUUCUGAAGCGGGCACUUUCUUCACUGGAACCCCCUCGUGAUAGGUUGUCGGUAACUGUGAGUGGUGUAGAUAACUCUGCUUCCGGAGCUGCCCAAACUGUGAACCAAAGUAGCGAUAACGUUGGUCUAGACAUCAACAGUGGUUCUGGUUCUACUGGUCCUGAACCUUCUGGAGAGAAUAGGUCUGAUAUACAGCAAGAUGAGGCUAAGGAUGGUUCACAGUUUGAGCAGAAGACCAUGUCUGUGAUGCGAGGUAGUGAAGUGGUACAGGUGAGCUACAAGGUUUACAUCCCGAAGAAAACUCCUGCUUUGGCGAGGAGGCAACUCAAGCGAUGAAAUUGGGAGAAUGCUUCAAACAACAUUUGCUUCAAUUAACAGAGGACGCAAUUGGUUUUUUGGAGUCUGAUGUUUGAUUGACUUCAUAAAUAAAAGAAUUGUGGUCAAGUAGUCAUUGGUAUGACCAAGAAAGGGAAGUAAUUGGUAAAUCAUGUCACAAUUUUUCAACUGUUCAUAUCUGUAUUACUUGUUCUGAUAUUUUUUCUUCUGUUACGCAGCUUAUGUAACUUGCUCAGGUUAUGACAUGAAUAAGAACAAUGAAAGAACGUGUUCAA